This is a messenger RNA of Suillus bovinus, 2513 nucleotides long. RefSeq lists its product as uncharacterized. The annotation marks the transcript as partial. The record is from RefSeq and is a predicted model, not a curated record. The transcript has 9 exons. NCBI's taxonomy places the organism in Eukaryota, Fungi, Basidiomycota, Agaricomycetes, Boletales, Suillaceae.
GCACGACCUUUUACAGAUGAAGAACGUGUACAAGAACUUCAUCAUGUCACAUGCAGGACCUCUGCACAUUCUGUCAUCGAACAUCUGGUUGGUGCCAUCAUUGAAUAUCCACAAACUGGACAACAUGAGAACAAAUCUGUCGCAUACAUCUUCCACAUUGAUCCAACUACUUCCGAGUCUUUUCUCCGUCCUCAGUCAAGUUUUCAGUACUCCUUGGGUGAUGGACAUGGGGGACAGAUAAUCAGUCAAUGUCUUAUGCUUCGCAAUGCUCAAGGACACCCUGUUUCAUGUGCCAACCUCAAAACAUCUUGUACGAGUCUUUUUUCUUUGUUGACUGUGUCUCAGACAGAUUCGAACAGUCCUGCCAGCAUUGCUAGUAGGGAAAUCUUUGAACGAACACUGGCAUUAUACAUGGCCUUGUACGAACGGGGCUGCUCUGCAAUAGAUGGCAUUGAUGACCACCUUGUUGAGAGUGUGAUGGAUGAGCCAGAUGGUAUCUCAGCUGAUGAAUAUGUCAACAGUGCGACCUUUGACGAUAAUUCAGAUGGUAUGGAUUGCUUGCCGUCGAGUCGUCGAGUCAAGAAGCCCAGGUGUAGCGGAAAACUUAUCAUGCAGCUCGAUGCCUAUAAUCAGCCAUUUGUCCACUGCAAGUUGCGCUCACACACUCGCCGCACCCACCUGUUCAUACGGAAUCUGCAAGAAUGCAAUACACGUUACCUGCAAGCUCUCCUUGAUGACAACCACAUCAUUAUUUCAGAGUGUGAGCAAUUAGCGAAGUCACAAGGAUAUGGUCCACUCUUGCCAUGCAGUUAUGUUACAAGCCCAUCCUCCCAAAGGCAAGUUUGUCCAUACCUCCACCGUCAAGCAGACAGCAAGCUCAAACAAGGUGUUACGACUUGGAUGUGGACACAUAAUUGCACCGCAAAAUUCAGUAUCUAUGUCCCCCAUGAUCUUGUAGCUUGCCCACGCAUAGUUGUCCUCUGCAGCAACCCGCACUCACACCCACCUCCUGCACCUGUCAAAACGCCAACACCACUUAUCGGAAUAUUUCAUGAGCUUCUCUCACUCAUGAAAUGGAAACUAGCAGAUGCAACACCACGUCGAAUCUAUUUGGACACAGCAUUCAUCCAGGGCCUUCAUGAAAUACUUGGCUGGGACUUUCCAGAUGGCCGUGAUGCAACACUACAAGAUCUUCAUCCGUCAUUGGUCAAUCUCGAUCAUGUACGGCGUCUCAUCAAUAUUCUGAGGUCUACAAAGUAUCCCAGUGCACGUCUCCUUGCUGAGGAGCAUGCAAAGCUACCUCUGGAACAAUGCUAUGUGCGCUGUGCAGAGUCGCACAUCAUUGAGCGGGGAGCAACACUCAAACUUGUCAUCUGCAUGACACCACAUAUGUCACAGCACCUCAUGCAAGCUACGUGCCUGUCCAUCGAUACAUCAUUUAAGUGUGCACAAGGAUGGCAAGAGUUUGAAAUCGAGUUGUGGAACACCGAGCACCAACAAUCCGUCGUCAGUGGCAGAGCAUUUACAACAUCGCAAAGUGCUAAAGCUCAUCUCAUUCUCUUCGAACAUAUUUUUGAGAUUGCAUCCACUGACACUGGGUUGCCUGUUUCAUUCAACCAUAUCCAUGGCUGCAGGUUCGAGACGGUGAUUGCUGAUAGCCACAAAGGUCAAGGGUUAGGUGCAAGACAUCGCUCCCUUACAGUGUUAUGUCCAUAUGAGUCGCAGUGUCGUCUCUGCGAUCUGGGGCCCUAUGAUCAUCUCCGUCAAUUCUAUCAGCUUUGUGUGGCACAUUAUAAAAGAAAUGUUCAUGCCCUUCAUACCCAUGUUUCGGACAAAGUAUAUGCAGCAAUGCUGAGCUUGGCAACAUCUGAGCCCCAUCCAGACAUUCAGAAGACAUUGGAUAUCAUUCGUGAUGGUGGUCCAAAAGCUGCAGCAUGGUUGAAAGAUAAGCUCGAAGGCACGAAAUUUGCAUUUCCGGCAAUAUAUCAGCCAGCAAGCCUGAUACCUCUCGCUUUUUGGAAAGCAUCACCUGCAACGACCAACGGCAAUGAGCAAUCUCAUCGUAAUGCGUAUCGCGAAGGCAUUCACUUGACUCUAUUAGCUGGCAUCAUGAAAGGCAUGAGAUACGACCAGGGAGCAACGAACAGUAUGGACGUUCACACCACAUUUGGUGUAUCAACUAGAGACCAAGGCGCAACUUAUAUUCAACUGCGCAAAACAGUGCAUUAUGCGACAAAGUACGAAUUUAUAUUGGGACUCUAAACGCUAGCUAAUUUUCAUCAGCUCGAGUGCAACAGAACCGGCACUCUUCACAUAUAGUGAAUGCGACGCAGGGCAUGCCUCCAAAACCAGCCACAGUGCAUGCCACAACUGAUGCCUGCUGUCAUGACAGUACAACAUGCAGCACCUCUGCAUCCUGAUACUGGUGAUGUCAACUGGUCCAACAAGCAAGUGUCAAAGAGCCAGUAGUUGGACUGCCGUUGUUCUCGCUCCACAAACCACCAUCUCGAGCG